Molecule: messenger RNA, 2166 nt
Organism: Scaptodrosophila lebanonensis
Lineage: Eukaryota; Metazoa; Arthropoda; Insecta; Diptera; Drosophilidae
Gene: Pgm2a
Product: glucose 1,6-bisphosphate synthase
Exons: 3
Coding region: 71-1942 (623 amino acids)
Biological process (GO): carbohydrate metabolic process; purine ribonucleoside salvage
Molecular function (GO): phosphopentomutase activity; magnesium ion binding
Source: RefSeq, a predicted model, not a curated record
GACGGGGCGGUUUGUUUGUUCCGGGAUUUACUAAAUUUUCGUCAAGGCCGUCGAAUCAAUUAAAUCCAAAAUGUGUUCCACUAAUACAAGUUUACUAUGCGAAAUUAAGAACAUGAAACUGUCCGGGGAUCCUGAGCUGGACCAGCAGAUCAGGAAUUGGAUUAAGUGGGACCGAAAUGAAACAACUCGCAACCAAAUCAUGAAUGCUGUCCGAUGUGAAGAUUGGAACACGCUGCGAGCGCGACUCUUAAAUCGCAUAGAAUUCGGUACUGCUGGGUUAAGGGCCUGUAUGCGGGCUGGGUUCGACUCGAUGAAUGAAUUGGUCGUUGUUCAGAGCGCACAAGGGCUUUGUGCUUACAUUAAGGAGCAAGUUCCUGAGGAAUCUGAAUGGGGCGAUAAGGGCAUAGUAAUUGGAUAUGAUGGUCGUCACAAUAGCAAGCGCUAUGCGGAAUUGACUGCAAUUAUAUUCCUAAAUAACAAAUUUAGAGUGCAGCUAUACACUCGGUUUGUUGCUACACCAUUGGUGCCCUUCACGAUACUUCGGUUGAAAUGUCUGGCGGGUGUCAUGGUGACCGCAUCCCACAAUCCUAAAGAAGACAAUGGCUAUAAGGUAUAUUGGAGCAACGGAGCACAGAUUAUUCCACCACAUGACGCUGGUAUACAGGAGUCAAUAAUGAAAAACUUAGAACCGAAUGGUGAUGCGUGGGAUGAAUCGGCUCUUUGCGCCAACGACAUGCUUAACGAUCCAUACGAAUCUGUUGUGCCCUUUUAUUAUGAUGCGCUUAAGAAAUUAAUCCCCUGUUCAAUGAUGGAACAAAAUGGCAAAUGUUCACUGACCUUUACCUAUACCGCUAUGCAUGGCGUAGGCUACCCGUAUGUACAGAGAGCUUUUGAUACUAUCAACAUAAAGCAACCUGUGCCAGUGACGGAGCAAGUGGAGCCUGAUCCUAACUUUAGCACUGUCAAAUUCCCAAAUCCGGAAGAAGGCAAGACAUCGUUGGAGUUGGCAUUCAAAAGGGCCAAUAUGUGCAACACUCCGAUAAUAUUGGCCAACGAUCCUGAUGCUGAUCGUUUAGCAGUAGCCGAAAUUGAUCGUGAAAAGAAGUGGAAAAUAUUCACUGGUAACGAGCUGGGAGCACUUCUAGGCUGGUGGGCAUUGGAAAACUACAAAUUCCGUGAACCUGAAGGUGACAUCUCGAAUUGCGUAAUGAUUGCCAGCACCGUUAGUUCGAAAAUCCUUCGAGCGAUGGGCGAACAGGAAGGAUUCACUUUCUACGAGACCCUAACAGGCUUCAAAUGGAUGGGCAACAAGGCAAUUGAGGCACAAGCAGAGGGUAAAACAGUUUUAUUUGCCUUUGAAGAAGCUAUCGGCUUUAUGGUGUCCACCAAUGUCGUGGACAAGGAUGGUGUUAGUGCCGCAGCCCACGUUGCAACCAUGGCCUGCUACUUGCGCUCCAAGAAGUGCAUGUCCUUACAGGAGAAAUUGCGUGAUAUCUACGAAACAUACGGAUUCCACACGAGCGUUUGUUCAUAUGUCAUUUGUAAGGAUCCAGAGCUAAUCAAAACCAUAUUCACCCGUCUGCGCACAUUUGAUGAAGGGCAAGAAAAUACUUAUCCGAAGAGCAUAUUGAACGGCGAGUUCGAAAUCGAGCAUGUACGUGAUUUGACCACUGGUUACGAUAGCAGUACUUCGGAUCAAAAGGCUACGCUGCCUGUGAACGAAAACGCUCAGAUGAUAACCUUCAUCUUCAAGAAUGGUUUGGUAGUCACUCUGCGCACAAGUGGCACAGAACCCAAGAUGAAGUACUAUGCCGAGAUGUGCGGUAAGCCAGACGACAAGAAUUGGGAUAAGCUGUCAACCACACUUAAACGCAUGGUCGAAGCCAUUGUUGAUGAAUUCUACGAGCCAAAAAAGAAUGGUCUUCAGAUGAGAGCGGACUAAACAAUGCAGAAGCGAAUUUGACGGCACAUUAAAAAUGAGCACUCCACCCAAAAUUAUAGGUUUAAUUUUAAAGCAGUAAAAUAAAACUGAUACCGAUAUACCAAAUAGCAACAACGGAAAAGUUGUUGAUUUAGCCCUAAUCUAAUAUUAAAUAUGUAUUCAUAGUAAAUAGCACAUUAUUUAUAACCAGAAAUAAACAUUUCCAGCGAACGCGCACAAACAAA